Molecule: messenger RNA, 1155 nt
Organism: Scedosporium apiospermum
Lineage: Eukaryota; Fungi; Ascomycota; Sordariomycetes; Microascales; Microascaceae
Exons: 5
Coding region: 1-1155 (384 amino acids)
Molecular function (GO): 2 iron, 2 sulfur cluster binding; iron ion binding
Source: RefSeq, a predicted model, not a curated record
AUGAGUGGAUGGUUCAGCGUCCUGAAAGGCUCCAGUGCUGGGAAUAGCGAGCCGCAGGCGGUGCGAGCCCUGCCAGCUUCAUGGUACCGCUCACCGGCCAUGUACGAUCUAGAGAGAAGGGCUAUCUUUUCCAAAAAGUGGUUGGUUGUGUCCCACAAGGCGAGAUUCGUCGAACCUGGCGACUUCCUCAAAGUCACCGAAGCUGGAUUUACCUUCUUCCUCAUCAAAGAUCGUCAAGGUGAGAUUAGAGCGCACCACAACGUGUGCCGCCACAGGGCAUAUCCCAUAUUGGAGAAGGAUUCGGGAAAACUGUCAAUACUGGCUUGCAAAUACCAUGGCUGGUCAUAUGGAUUCGACGGCAAGCUGGCCAAGGCACCCAAGUACCAAGAACUCCCCUCGUUCGACAAGGCCGCCAACAGGCUGUUCAGCAUACAUGUCCACGUGGACAAGCUGGGCUUCAUAUGGGUCAACUUAGACGCAGAGGCUACACCAGCAGUGUCUUGGGAAGACGACUUUUCCGCGGUUGACCUUCAACCACGCUUGCAGGGCUUCGAUAUGACCAAGUAUCGUUUCGACCAUCAGUGGGAAAUGGAUGGCGAAUACAACUGGAAGACCUUAGCUGACAACUACAACGAGUGCUACCACUGUCCGACCGGACAUCCGGCCCUCAACAAUGAGACGGAUCUCUCGAAGUACUGGGUUGAGACAUCAGGCGGACACAUCCAGCACUUCAACGUCGACAAACCAGACAAGGAGGGCAUGGGCAUUCACAGCACCUUUUACUACCCGAACGUCGCUAUCACUAUUUCGCACAAUGACGCCUCGGAUGAAGACUUUACCGGUAUUUGGGAGUUUUUCAAGCAAGUUCUGCGAGAGGACAAAGACCUAUGCAACGCCGCACAGAAGAACCUGAAUGCUGGAAUCUUCCUAAAUGGAGAGCUUCAUCCUCGAGUCGAAAAGGGACCCUUGUUCUUCCAAGAUCUGACGCGAAAACUCGUCAUGGAGCACCAAAAGCAGGAAGAGACGGUCGGCCAUGAGAUUUGGCCAGCCACCCCAAGGCACAAGCUGACGGACAAGAACGAAGAGGAGGUGGAUUUUUGCAAUGCACUUGACAGGGCUGCUUGCCAAGCGCGGAAGGCAGAGCUUAGUUGGUAG